CUUCCGCCGCCAGGGUAUUUAAGCCGGCCUCCUUAUCCAUACGUCACACGCUGCGGCGCUCGCAAAAUUAUUGGAGUCGCAAAGCCUCGGUAGGCAGACGUAAUGGAGCUGGGUCUUUUCACUAACCAUCCAAAAGCUACAUCCAGUCAAUGGGCUACAGCCACCUGCUUCACCAGCGUUUUCAGGUCACUGCACAGAGCAAGGAGCUUUCCUGCCGCAGGCGAGUGUCUCUUUCUCUCUCUCACAUGCGCUCAGAGUUGGCCGAGGAGAGACAGAGGCGAGCCGACACCAUGAGAACCUCAGCCUGGGUCCCCGCUCCUUCUCCUCUCGUCUGGGUGAUCUACACCAGCCUGCUGCUGGGAAACAUCAGGGCUCUGGUGAAUGAGAGCAAGAACAUGGGGGACAGGAAGGAUCCAGAGAGCACCAAGCAGAUCUGGACCGAGACUGUCCGUCCCUCUUCUCCCGUGCCUACACAUGAAACACACAAGCCGAAUACCAACGGAAUGGUGAAUUCCGACAGAACGACAUACGAUUGUGGUAAUAAAACCACUCAUUGUCGGGAGUACUACUGUUCUGUCUGUGAGGAAUUUGGCCUAGCAAGGAGUGAAUGCUACAAAGCUCUACAUGACCACGUUUGUUACCACCCUUUUAUAAGUGCCAUGAAUCAGUUUAACAACACAAACCUUUGUCAGUGGCAUAUGGUGCAAGAGCCUUACAACACCUUCACAGAGUGCACAGAGGAGAUCGCUGACUGUCUGCUGAUUCCAUGGCCUAAUCCUGAUGUGGAGAAGGUUUUUGUCGACAUUCACACCACAUUCUUUCAAGACUGUGCCGUGGAGGAGCUGAGGGACCCACCUCCCAGCAUCGUGUUUGCCCUGGUCAUGACGCCCAUCUGCCUCAUCCCUGCCAUGGUCAUCCUCGUUGUGCUGAAGACCAAGAAUGGAGACGGCAGGUCCUGACGUGUGGUCACUGUUGCUCACGCUGCUGCCCAUGCUGCUUUGGACACACACAUACACACACUUCUCCAACAUCAUCUCAAGCAGCUCAUCUCAUGCUCUGCUGUCUCCAUCCAUUCAGAUUGGAGUGAUGCCAAAUUAUGUUUUUUUUUUUUUUGUUUUUUUUUUUAACACAAUGCCUUGGACAUAAGGCUGCACAAUUAUUUGAUUUUCAGUUGUAAUAACAAUUUGAACUAAUGCAAUUAUAAUAAUUGUGCAGCCCACAACUUUUUCCCAAUGGUUAAUGUCACAUGAUUUUUAUAUUUAUAUCAUCCUCUUUGUGUGAUAGAUAGUGAAGCUUACCUCACUGGAAUGAUGUGCUUCUCAUGCACCAGGCAUGCUCACCAAUCAGAAGUGGCCCAACUUAAAGUGAACUCUGGAAUCUAGUUUUGACUAGAAAUUAUGUCUUCAGUGAUGUCAUUUGGGGUGAAUUGCACAUUGUUGAAGUGGACAGGAGAUGAAAACGGUCUCCAAUACUUGGCUGGCUUUAUGAUGUUUUUUCUAGAUUGAGUAUUUCAGAACGGGAACUACACAUUUAAGAAUCUGCCACUUACAUAUUUUAAACUAAUGUACAGGAUAGAGGUUGUCAGUCAAUUAUAUAUUCAUAUAAACAUUAUUUUCAAAGCACUUAAGUAAUUUUGGCAUCACUUUGAUGACAAAGGCCCCAAAGGCUUGCUGAGUGACAGGGCCAUUGUUUGUCCCAACUGAGAUACCCGCAGGAAAAAAAAAAAAAAAACACAAGACGAGGGCAUUGCAGCCAAUGAUGGUAUUAUAAAUAAUAAUAAUAAAUAAUAUGUAUUUUGAAAUGGUAAUAACUGGGAAAAGAGAAGUUUUUCUAGUCUCCAUUAGCCGACUGCUUACCUAACUGAUGAAUGUAGCAGGGAUAAGAAUAGUGGCCAGCAUCAUCUGAUAGGAAAAUCAGGGUGUGCUCUCCAACGAUAGGCCAGUCGCGUUGAGGAUGGCCCGAAUGGACUGCUCCGAUUAGCAGAGGAAGUGGGGGGUCAGGGUUGAGGACAAGCCUCAGCAGCACAAUGGCAAGAAAUGUUUUCCGGGCAUUGUCCCCUAAUGAGGGUUGCAAGGCUUGCGCCUGGCAGUACCCUCAGGAUUCCUCUCAUCUCUGGCACCCGGUUUGGUAUAUUUGUCCAUGCCGUAGAUAUAUUUUUAGAUAACAUAAUAAUGCAAUAACAAUGUAAUGGCAAUAUGCUGUUUUUGUAUGACAAUGAAAGCCAAUGAGAGUCUUUCAGUUUGAAUGACCAAAUAAAUAUUUACUCUUUGUGUA
Alosa sapidissima (American shad) is the source of this 2274-nucleotide messenger RNA. It is a transcript of the gene ramp2, whose product is annotated as receptor (G protein-coupled) activity modifying protein 2. Gene Ontology annotation, molecular function: coreceptor activity. The coding region runs from base 150 to 959 and encodes 269 amino acids. The transcript is spliced from 7 exons. Lineage: Eukaryota; Metazoa; Chordata; Actinopteri; Clupeiformes; Clupeidae. Gene Ontology annotation, biological process: cellular response to hormone stimulus; receptor internalization; calcium ion transport. Gene Ontology annotation, cellular component: cell surface; signaling receptor complex; membrane. The record is from RefSeq and is a predicted model, not a curated record.